Messenger RNA from Rhopilema esculentum, 657 nucleotides. The record is from RefSeq and is a predicted model, not a curated record. Lineage: Eukaryota; Metazoa; Cnidaria; Scyphozoa; Rhizostomeae; Rhizostomatidae.
AUGUCGCAAGAGGGUGAAGCAACGGACACUUCCGUACCUGAAUUAAUUCAACGCCCUAAACGAAGUAGAAUUAGAGCUGGUUACCGUGCGCACACUAGUAAACUCUUAAACGAUGCCAGGGACGAAAUAUAUAGCGAAAGUUCUUCAAUUUUGGUUCUUCAAAAACUAUCAGUUUUCUUAAAGGAAAAAUCGAACAUUCUUAGGAAAAUUGACGAAGAGGUGUUUCUUGAAACGAAGGACGAUGAUAUCGAAAACGAAGUGAUUCAAUGCGAAGAAAUUCAAUCUGAUAUCUCCGGUUUAUUAGUAGAAAUUGAAGAUAAACUGUCAGGUCUGAAACUUGAAAAUGGAAGCCAAUCAAAUUCGGAAAUAUCUCGGCCAAACAUAUCUACUUCUACCAACUCUUCGUAUGUUGAUUCUGCAGCGAAAUUACCAAAACUAGAGCUUCCUAAAUUUUAUGGAGAUCCGAAGAAAUGGAUUGAAUGGUGGGACUCUUUAGAAAUUGUCCAUAAAAGUGAUGCUCUCUCACCGGCUAACAAAUUCAGACAUUUAAAGUUGUUGUUAGAUGGUCUCGCUGCAAAAUCUAUAUCAGGCAUUCAAGUUACUGGCUCAAAUUAUGGUGAAGCUAUUGAAAUUCUGCAAAAUCGUUUUGCGAACUGA